Messenger RNA from Chlorella variabilis, 1020 nucleotides. RefSeq lists its product as hypothetical. The record is from RefSeq and is a predicted model, not a curated record. Bases 1 to 1020 code for a protein of 339 amino acids. The transcript has 3 exons. NCBI's taxonomy places the organism in Eukaryota, Viridiplantae, Chlorophyta, Trebouxiophyceae, Chlorellales, Chlorellaceae.
AUGUGGGCGGCUCGGCGGGAGGGCGGUCUCCUCUCGCUGGUAGCCGCCUGCGGGCAGCAAGCAGGGGCCGCCUGGCAAGCGGUGCGCGGCGUGCACCGCCAGCGGGCAGGAGACGAGGUGGCGGCAGCAAAGCGUGAGCGCCGCAAACAGCGGCGGAAGCAGAACCGGGAGCUGCGGGAGCGCGUGUCGGUGGGAGCCUUUGGCUGGCAGUGGAGCCAUGGUCAUGAUGCAGGCACACAGGCAUCACGCGACCGAGCCUCCCGGCGGGCCGCAGGCCAAUGCAGCGACUGCGACAUCAGUGAUGGCGAGGCCGGCAGCAGCAGCAACGACUUCCGCAUUUUUCGCACCCUGUUUGGCCGCCCCAGGGGCAGCAGGGAACGCAAGAAGUUUGGCCGUGCAUGGAAGCAGUGGCAGGCUCAGGGGAGCGGCGAAAGCAGUGCCGCGACUAGCAGCAGCGGUGCCGCCAGCCAUGGCAGUAACGGCAGCAGCCGUGGGAGCGGGAGAUCAAGCGGCCGCGGCCCAGGUUUUGGCAGCGCAGGCGCCAGUGCUGGGCCGCAGUGGGGCCAUGCCAACUGGACGUGGGAAGACUUUGAGCAGCCUGCCGGUGGCGGUAACAGCAGCGCCGGCAGGGGUGCGGAGGGCUGUGCAAGCUGGGGAUAUGACGAAGCCUGGUACGAGCCGCCACAGGGCCACCAUACCAAACGCACCUGGGCAAGCGGCACCUUUGGAAUUCACUUUGAGUGGUACAGCGCCUGGCAGCAACACCACAGCAGCGGCUGCAGCCCCGGCACAGCAAGGGCAGGCAGUUCUGUCCACAGCAACUUGCGCCUGCUGGGCCUGGAGCCAGCCAACUGGCUGGAGUCGCGCUGCGGCAAGCUGCUGCGGCAGGCUUACUUAGCUAGAGCCAAGGCGGAGCACCCAGACAUGCACUGCCGCUCCGCAGCAAGGUCUACAGCAGAGGAGCGCUUCAAGCAGGUGCAGGCUGCGUACCAAGCGCUGCUGGUGCUGGUGGUGCCCUGA